AUGGCUUCUCCCGCCAACGCUCUGCCCGAAGCAGACCAAGCAACUAAAGAACCAGUAGAAGACACUGACCCUAGCACUUUAUCCUCAGAAAAUAUAGAAAAGUAUCCUGUUCAAGAUACAGCAUUACCCAAAGAUGAAAAAUACCAAACAGAAAAAGUGACUUUGGAAAUUUCAUCCAUUAACAUUACAAGCCUAACAUCAGAUUCUGGCCUGAUACACCAGCCAGAAGAAGACGAUGACACUCAAAGUAGUGCGGGUGAUUCACCUAGAGCUUUGAAGAAAUCAUGUACAGAAGAUUGCUCUUGCUCUUUGUGUACAUCUCACCAGCCAAUCAUCAGUGACCUACUAAAUGAUGAGGACUUGCUGUAUAUGAUGAGGAUCAAAUUGGAUCCAUCCCACCCGACAGUGAAAAACUGGAGAAACUUUGCAAGCAAAUGGGGAAUGACUUAUGAUGAGUUGUGUUUCCUGGAACAGAAACAACAGAGUCCCACCUUGGAAUUUUUGUUACGGAACAGUGACAGAACUGUGGAGCAGCUGAUUGAUCUCUGUAAAUUAUAUCAAAGAGUUGAUAUUGAGAAAAUACUGCAGAAGUGGGUAGAGAAGGAAUGGCCAAAAAGAGGCCAUAGGGCCUAUCAGAAAAACUUAUAAAGGAGAAAA
This is a messenger RNA of Protobothrops mucrosquamatus (brown spotted pit viper), 657 nucleotides long. RefSeq names its product EDAR associated death domain (gene EDARADD). Gene Ontology annotation, biological process: signal transduction. Gene Ontology annotation, molecular function: protein binding. The transcript is spliced from 6 exons. Bases 1 to 648 code for a protein of 215 amino acids. The record is from RefSeq and is a predicted model, not a curated record. NCBI's taxonomy places the organism in Eukaryota, Metazoa, Chordata, Lepidosauria, Squamata, Viperidae.